Molecule: messenger RNA, 1793 nt
Organism: Asparagus officinalis (garden asparagus)
Lineage: Eukaryota; Viridiplantae; Streptophyta; Magnoliopsida; Asparagales; Asparagaceae
Product: cytochrome P450 71A1-like
Exons: 2
Coding region: 11-1582 (523 amino acids)
Molecular function (GO): oxidoreductase activity, acting on paired donors, with incorporation or reduction of molecular oxygen; monooxygenase activity; heme binding
Source: RefSeq, a predicted model, not a curated record
UCUCUUGAAAAUGUCCGAAACAUUUAUACUUGGUCUUCUACUCUUAAUCUCUCCUCUUGUACUGCUGCUUCUGAGCAUCAAGAGAACAAAUUCAAACAAGCUCAAUCUCCCUCCAUGUCCACCAAAACUUCCCUUGAUAGGCAACCUCCACCAGCUCGGCUCGCUCCCUCAUCGUUCUCUCCGUUCCCUAGCAAACAAGCAUGGGCCUACCAUGCUUCUACAACUUGGUCAAGUUCCCACCCUCGUCGUCUCUUCACCAGAAAUCACGUGUGAGAUCAUGAAAACUAAAGAUAUCAUAUUUGCAAGUAGACCACCUUCAAAGAUCAUAGCGACUCUUCUUCAUGGAAGCAAUGACAUAGCAUUUGCACCCUACGGAGAGUAUUGGAGGAAAGCAAGAAAGCUAUGUGUUACUCAUCUCUUGGGUACCAAGAUGGUCCAAUUUUUUCAACACGCACGAGAAGAAGAGGUAGAGUGUAUGAUGGCCAACAUAUAUGAAACGUCCCAAAGUUAUGUGAAUUUGAGCAGCAUACUGAAUAUGUUUGCUACUAAUAUUGUCACUAGAGUUGUUUCUAACGACCUUUUUAGAGAUCAAGAAAAGAAAAGCAUGCUGCAUAUGCUUAUUGAGGAGAACUCUGCUCUCGUUGGGGCUUUUCAUCCUGCCGACUUCUUCCCACUGAUUGGAUGGCUUGAUAUCUUCAGUCUGGAUUGGAGGGGGGCUUUUCAUCCUGCCGACUUCUUCCCACUGAUUGGAUGGCUUGAUAUCUUCAGUCUGGAUUGGAGGGGAAAGAGAAAUGCUAAGAGAUGGGAUAACAUUCUUGAGGAGGUUAUCAAUAAUAAGGCUAAGCGGUUGAAGGAUGACGUUUCUCAUAACAACAAUAGAGAUUUUGUCGAAGUAUUGCUCUCACUUGAGAAUGACCCUAGUGUUGAUUUUCCAUUUACAAGAGGAAACAUCAAAGCAAUACUAAUGGAUAUGUUUGCUGCGGGAAUUGAUACAUCAUACAUCACACUUGAAUGGAGUAUGGCAGAACUCGUUCGCAAUCCAAAAGUCAUGAAGAAACUGCAAGAUGAGGUGAGAGGCAAAGCAAGAGGCAAGGACAUGAUCAGAGACGAAGAUUUGAGCAAGAUGAGCUAUUUAAAAUCAGUGAUAAAAGAGGUUAUGAGGCUGCAUCCUCCUGUUCCAUUGUUGCUCCCUCGAGUACUUACAGAAAGUAGUGAAUUAUCAGGUUAUAAAAUACCCAAGAAUACAAGAAUCAUCAUCAACGCUUGGGCGCUUGCAAGAGACCCCAAGUGUUGGGAAGAACCUGAUGAAUUCAGACCUGAAAGAUUCAUGGACAGUUUGAUAGAUUUCAAAGGAAACGAUUUCCAGUUCAUUCCAUUUGGUGCAGGUCGGAGAAUUUGCCCGGGCAUGAACUUUGCAAUGCACAACAUAGAGCUUGCACUCGCGAAUCUUGUGAACAGGUUUGAAUGGUCAAUGCCAGAACAUCUGUCAAGGGAGGAUCUUGAUAUGAAUGAGACCCCUGGACUUACAUCUCGCAAGGAGAAAAGACUUGAUCUUGUUGCUAAAUUCUUAGCUGUGGGGUAAAGACUGGUACAUAAACAAGGACUAGUUAAUAUGUAUGUAAUAAUUAUAGACAUAACACACGCUGUUGGUAGUCUCUGAACUCUUCACACCUCGUCUGCUACGCUAGGUGCAUGUGCUACUAGGUCUAGCUUGUUACCCGUACCAUCGAACAAGUUUCAAUUUGUCUCUUCACUCGACGUUAAUGCUGUUGUAAUUAUUGCUGUGUAUCUAU